Eruca vesicaria subsp. sativa (arugula) is the source of this 651-nucleotide messenger RNA. Lineage: Eukaryota; Viridiplantae; Streptophyta; Magnoliopsida; Brassicales; Brassicaceae. The record is from the annotation of a GenBank genome assembly.
AUGGAGAAGACUGAAAUGAGUAGAAGAGAAGUGAUUGUAUACAGAGGAAUAUGGUAUGUAAUGACUCUACUCUCGCUCUUUGGCCUCUCCAUAUCACUCAAUCUUCUGUGGCCUCCUGGGGGAAAGUCACCAGCAUUGUCUCGGUUUCUCAGGGACGGCGCGGUGAGUGCAACGACAUUCUAUGCCGUGACGUUACUCAGGUAUCUAUUAUUCACCGAUCCUCCUUCCACUAAUGGUUACAAGGAUUUUACUACACUGAAAGAGAGGUGUCCUCAGCUUCUCUUUGCGGAACUUGCCUUACCUGCGUUACUGACAUCUACGAUAAUCUAUUCGGGGUUCGUGGAUGAUCAUGACGUAUCGUCUGUGUUAUACAUGUCGUUAUUCACCAUAUCGUUGUUCAUCGGUGGAACAGGUCUGAUUCAGCUAUCAGAUAAAUUUAGGAUGGACAUGAAACAUGCUUAUAUCACGCUUCUCUGCGGUUGCCUGUCUUGGCUUUUUGGCAUUUAUUUUUUUAUUUACGGCGGAAACAAUAACGUAGUGUGUCUCAUUAUUAUCAUAGUUUAUAGUAUGUAUGCCAGUUUCAUAUUUAGUUAUAAUUUAGACAAGGAGGAACGCUCUAUGAAUUCCAGGGUUUCCCCUCUUCCUGCUUAA